GAGAAGGGAAGAAACAUGCAUUUAUUUAUGAAUGAGAAUGACGAAAAUGAAAUUCAAAGACUAAAACCAAAGCAGAGUUAAUUAAUAAUUCUUGCAUUGGCUUUGGUUUUGUUUUCGUUUUCAUGCUAUAUAAAACCGUAUUCCGCUUCCAAUUACUCUCUCAUUUCAAUUCCAAUUCGGCAUUGUAAUCUCAUAUCUCCCGCUGUUCAUUGAUCGAUUGUAAUGGCGAGUGAGUCGCAAAAUUGGGUGGUGAUAGUGACGGCGCAGACGCCAACUAACAUUGCUGUUAUCAAGUAUUGGGGGAAAAGAGAUGAAACCCUGAUCUUACCGGUUAAUGAUAGUAUCAGUGUCACUCUCGAUCCCGCUCACCUCUGCACUACCACCACUGUUGCUGUUAGUCCCACUUUCCACCAGGAUCGCAUGUGGCUCAAUGGCAAGGAGAUUUCUCUUUCUGGGGGCAGGUUCCAGAACUGUUUAAGGGAGAUUCGCACUCGGGCUUGUGAUGUAGAGGAUGAGAAAAGAGGUAUCAAGAUAAAAAAGGAGGAUUGGAGCAAAUUGCACGUCCACAUUGCUUCAUACAACAAUUUCCCUACUGCGGCAGGGCUGGCUUCAUCAGCUGCGGGUUUUGCCUGCCUUGCUUAUGCCCUCGGGAAGCUAAUGAAUGUCAAAGAGGAUGAAAGCCAGCUAUCUGCUAUUGCAAGGCAAGGAUCAGGUAGUGCUUGUCGCAGCUUAUUUGGGGGAUUUGUGAAGUGGGUAAUGGGAAAAGAGGAUAAUGGAAGUGAUAGUCUCGCAGUUCAACUUGCUGAUGAAAAGCACUGGGAUGAUCUUGUUAUUGUAAUUGCUGUGGUUAGUUCUCGGCAAAAGGAAACAAGUAGCACCUCUGGAAUGCGUGAGAGUGUUGAAACAAGUUUACUUUUACAACACAGAGCAAAGGAAAUUGUGCCAAAGAGGAUACUGCAAAUGGAAGAAGCCAUUAAAAAUCGUGAUUUUGCAUCUUUCUCACGAUUGUCCUGUGCUGAUAGCAACCAGUUUCAUGCAGUCUGCCUGGAUACAUCCCCCCCUAUAUUUUACAUGAAUGAUACGUCCCACAGAAUAAUCAGCAUCGCUGAAAAGUGGAACCGUUCAGAAGAAGCUCCCCAGGUAGCUUAUACAUUUGAUGCGGGGCCAAAUGCUGUUCUAAUUGCACGUGACAGGAAAGCUGCUACCCUUUUGGUUCAGAGGCUGCUUUAUUACUUCCCUCCGAAUUCAGAUGACCUCGACAGUUACAUUAUUGGAGACAAAUCAAUUGCAAAAGAUGCUGGAAUCAACGGAAUAAAGGAUGUGGAAGCUUUGCCACCUCCUCCAGAAAUUAAAGAUAACAUUCCUUCACAAAAAUACAAGGGGGAUAUCAGUUACUUCAUAUGUACCAGACCUGGAAGGGGACCUGUUUUGCUUUCUGAUAGCAGUCAAGCACUUCUUAACGAUGAAACUGGACUUCCCAAGUAAGUUUAUGGGACUGGUUGAUCUAUUCUUCGUUGGGUUCACUAGCAGCAGGCUUUAUGAGCCCUAAAUAUUGUGGCUGGAGGACCCUUUCAAGGAAGUCCCUGCACCCAUCGCAUAAUGAUUUACUCAUUACAAGUUCGCAGUUUUAUUUUUUGGGUAUCCGUAGUUUUUGUUUCAGAUACAGUUAGGCUAUUUUGAUGGAGAAAAUAAGUCUCUAUCCGUUUCUGUAUUGAGAAAGCACCUUCAAUUCACGUGAGCUUGUAAGUUAAACUUAGUUUUUUCUGCGAUCAA
Messenger RNA from Vigna angularis (adzuki bean), 1773 nucleotides. RefSeq names its product diphosphomevalonate decarboxylase 2. Gene Ontology annotation, biological process: isoprenoid biosynthetic process; isopentenyl diphosphate biosynthetic process, mevalonate pathway. Lineage: Eukaryota; Viridiplantae; Streptophyta; Magnoliopsida; Fabales; Fabaceae. Gene Ontology annotation, molecular function: ATP binding; diphosphomevalonate decarboxylase activity. The coding region runs from base 223 to 1485 and encodes 420 amino acids. The record is from RefSeq and is a predicted model, not a curated record. The transcript is spliced from 10 exons. Gene Ontology annotation, cellular component: cytosol.